Exophiala xenobiotica is the source of this 1614-nucleotide messenger RNA. RefSeq lists its product as uncharacterized. The coding region runs from base 481 to 1401 and encodes 306 amino acids. The transcript has a single exon. NCBI's taxonomy places the organism in Eukaryota, Fungi, Ascomycota, Eurotiomycetes, Chaetothyriales, Herpotrichiellaceae. The record is from RefSeq and is a predicted model, not a curated record. Gene Ontology annotation, molecular function: oxidoreductase activity.
CCAUGACCCAUGACCCAACGGCUGGCUGCACAUGCGGGUUAUUCAACAGCCGUUGUCUUACUCAACUCAACGGGUUGUGUGAUGGCUCGAGAUUGAACUGGGACAACGGAGGAUUGUGUGCUGACAAAGGCUCCUGGCUGCCAUCAAAGCCCAUACUAAUAGUAUUAACAUGCGUUAUCCAUUUGUAGCCACCACCGGGGUUGUCUGCAGCCAGUCUUGGAUGUUCAGGCUCGGGAUCCAAAGCACAGUCCCGGCCAUAUAUAUUAGGGUCUAACAAGGUAGUGCUCGCCGUCCCUUCUACUCCCCCAGUUGCUCACUGCCCGGACGAAUCUCACAACCACAAAGAGAGUGUUGAAAUACGGAGGAUAUAAGCCAUCCAACAUCAGCUGCCCCUGCCCUUGCCCGUCUCCAUUUCCAGCCCAGACAACAACCAAUCCACCAAUUUAGCUAUACCUCGAUACACCCAAGGCACUCUCCACCAUGCGCGCCAUCGUCGUAAAGUCCUGGGAUUCGCCUCCAGAGUUCACCUCCGACCAUCCGCACCCAACGACCUCGGACUUCGACAAGGUCACCAUCAAAAUCCUGGCCUCCGGUCUUCACCAACUCAUCCGCUCCCAGGCGGCCGGCCAGCACUACAGCAGUAAAAGCGCCGGUCUACCAUACGUCCCCGGUGCCGACGGUGUAGGCACCACGCCCGAAGGACAGACCGUCUAUUUCAGCAGCAUUGCCACGGGCGGCGGUUUCGCAGAGUACAUUACAGUCCCGAAAGUAGCUAUCGUCCCCGUCCCUGACGGCGCCGACCCCGUCCAAAUCGCCGGCCUGGUCAAUCCGGGUAUGAGUUCGUGGAUGGCGCUCGCCGCAAGAGUCGACAACCUGCCUGCGAACUUCACCGUCGUCAUUGUCGGUGUGACGGCGAUCUCGGGCAAAGUCGCCGUCGAAUUUGUCCGCGGCAAGGGCGCCGGCAAGGUCAUAUGCGUGGCGCGAAAUGCGAAGGACAUGUCUUCACUGAAUCUCGACCAGGUCGUCGUGCUGGCGGAUAAGCCUGCCGAGACCGACUUCUCGGUCCUGGGGGAUGUCGAUGUCAUUCUGGAUUAUCUCUAUGGUCCAGUGGUGCCCGCGCUUUUCAACGCUGUCAAUUCGAAGGUCCCGAUACAGUAUGUCCAGAUUGGGUCGGUUGCGGGACUGGAUAUUUCUCUGCCUGGCGCCGUCCUGCGGUCGAAGAAUAUCACGAUGCGCGGCGCCGGACCUGGAGCCUGGUCUUUGCCGCAUUUUGGGAAAGAGCUGCCCGGUCUGCUGGCUGCGGUGGCUGGCUUGCCCAAGAUGGAUCUGAAGGUGCGGAAGCUGGAGGAUGCGGCUGAUGCGUGGGCAGCGAAGAGGGAUAGGACGGUUUUUGUUCCAUGACUUGCGCUAGCGUCGACAACUGAGUUGCAGGCAAAGAUCUAGAUGGCUACUAUAACGGAUGAGUGCUUAUGAAAUGAUGGGUAGUGUCUGGCUCGUCAUAUCAAGUCUGUGGGCAGGAGUGGCUGGAAAAUGGCUUGUAAAUCUAGAGCGCACAUAUAGGGGGGUUGUUCCUUCAUGAAUGAAUGGCGUUGAGAGUUCACUGAAGAUCACUGG